This is a messenger RNA of Exophiala bonariae, 1002 nucleotides long. RefSeq lists its product as uncharacterized. The coding region runs from base 1 to 1002 and encodes 333 amino acids. NCBI's taxonomy places the organism in Eukaryota, Fungi, Ascomycota, Eurotiomycetes, Chaetothyriales, Herpotrichiellaceae. The transcript has 2 exons. The record is from RefSeq and is a predicted model, not a curated record.
AUGGCGCCCGAUCAGCCAAAAUUCGGCAACACUGUCACCAUCCUGAGAGGCUUCGGCUCUCUUGCCCAUCUUAUCGCCAGCGAUGUGGACCACAGCACUGAAGUUUACAGGCGUUUUGGAAGCCUGUCAGCACGCGAUCUGUUGUACUAUGAGGCGGAACUUGCAGAGUGCCAAGCCUUGCAAGAACAAUAUGAUCUUGAGGACGCCGUUGAUGCUGGCGACGACAUAACUUCAGACUUGUCCUAUCAUGUUCGGAAGAAUGCUCGCAACUGGCAAUCGUUUACGAAGGGGGCUGAAAAGGGAUAUGAAGACGAACGUUGGAAGAAGCGAAUGGAUCUGGCUAUGCGAGCCAGAGGGCUGUUGAGAGAAUAUCGAGAGGCAUUAAUCCAAGAGUCCACGCUGCUGGCUCUACGGCCACCUUCCAAGCAGACCAUGACGGCACUAUCAAAGAACUUCCAUCAAGAGGUCUCCGCAUCCCACAGCUCAGACGGCCAGGCCACCACAGACUCAGCCAUUAUGGGUGUGGGCGCAAGGCUAUAUCCCUUGCCACAGCUGAUAUCUCAAAGUACAUCGGCCGACCAUGUGUCGCUCGUCGCGAACCCGCAGCCAGACCUUCUCACCUACUUUCUGAAGACACAUUGUUCACGACUAUUCCGCACGAAGCCACCACCUGCAUUACCAACAUCGACGUCCCUAUCCCACUUAAACGCCCCGCAGUUGACCCACUACUCGCUCCACUAUGUCAACAUCACCACCUUCCUACUGACUACGAUACUGUCAGCGGUACUACUGUUCUUGCCCAUCUACGUCCUGUACAAUGUAUCUGCAUCUCGGCCAGGCUUGACGCUGGGAUUGAUCGCAAUGUUCACGACGCUUUUCGCCAUCACGGUGGCAUUAAUCACUAAUGCGAGGAAGGCUGAGAUUUUCGGCUCUUGUGCCGCUUAUGCCGCCGUGCUUGUGGUCUUUGUCAGUGGGGAUUUUGCUGGGAGUGCGCCUGGAUGA